CUCUCUCUAUCGCUACCACUACAGGGAAAAAUGGCGACGGGUGUACUGCGGCUGUCACUGCGGCUCUCCACCAGAAAUGCGGCGAUAAUGAGCCGCAACACCGGCUCGAAAACAUCUAACAUAUCAAAGAUGACUCAAAGCCGAAACGCAGUAUCAACAGCAUCGGGGGCAAUCCUACCGAAACCAGACAAAACGGCGUUUGGUCUUAUCCGCAUGACAGCAGUGGUGGUGCCUUUCCUGUAUGUGGGAACACUGAUCAGCAAGAACUUUGCUGCUCUCUUGGAGGAGCACGACAUCUUUGUACCUGAAGAUGAUGAUGAUGAUGACUAAGCUGACUUGAGAGGGGGAAAAAAAGUGUGCUUUGCAAUGCUCACAGGAACCAUAUCAGCCGGCACAAGGAAGAUGGAGAAGAUGGGACACUUUGACUUCCAAAUUCAUCCCUCUACCUCCACCCAUCUCCAUCCACUCUUUUCUGCUGUUUAUCUUGUUCUCACCAAAUCAAUUUUUAAGAAAUGUCAUAUCAUGUGAGGCUAUAUCAAAACUACGUGUCAUGCCUUCACUCUUGUUUGCAUGUUUGUGUCUUGUCAACUCAAUA
Scomber japonicus (chub mackerel) is the source of this 595-nucleotide messenger RNA. It is a transcript of the gene smdt1b, whose product is annotated as single-pass membrane protein with aspartate-rich tail 1b. Bases 31 to 330 code for a protein of 99 amino acids. The transcript has 3 exons. Gene Ontology annotation, cellular component: mitochondrial inner membrane; uniplex complex. The record is from RefSeq and is a predicted model, not a curated record. Gene Ontology annotation, biological process: calcium import into the mitochondrion; mitochondrial calcium ion homeostasis. Lineage: Eukaryota; Metazoa; Chordata; Actinopteri; Scombriformes; Scombridae.